UCAUCAUGGCCCUUUUCCAUAUCGACGCGCGAGUGGCUGUACUUUUUGUAGUGUCCGCCGCAAUAGCCCUAGUUGUACGGGCCAAAACAACGCAACAGAUCACCCGCAAUGGGGUAGCACUCAGGAAACCUCCCAAUACCCUCCCGCUUGUCGGCAACGGGAUCAUCUUUCUCCAACCUCGCCAGCGCCUCUUUUCGUGGUUCGCCAAGUGCGAGCGGCUCUUUGGUUAUGAGACGCUGGAAAUUUCCGUCCCCUCACUUCCACCGGGCGUCAUCAUCAGCGACCCGCGCAACCUCGACUUUGUGCUCCGCCACGAGGGCAUCUUUGAGAAGGGCGACUUCUUCAAGCAGCGCUCGUGGGAUCUCUUUGGCCAUGGGAUCAUCAAUGUCGACGGCGAGCUGUGGCGGCUGCAGCGCAAGGCCGGGCUUCGGUUUCUCGCCACGCCGACGCUGCGUGCGCUAACGAGUGUUGAGCUACCGCAGUACUUGGGUCAGGCUAUUGCUGUUUUGGCAGACAAGGCUCGCGGCUCUGAGCGUGUGGAUUUGCAGGCUGUCGUUCAUGAGGUGACGACUCAGUUGAUGGGCCGGAUGGCGUACAACAUGGACAUGCACGCGGAUGACGAUUUCACAAUGGCCUUUGAACACGCCUCGGGCGCUACCUUCGAACGCUUCCAGAACCCGCUGUGGUUUCUUACCGAGUAUAUCACAGGGACUCGGCUGCGGCGAUCCGUUUCUAUUGUCAAGGACUACGGCAAACGUAUCGUGGCCAGUGCUGUGUCUGACCGCGCCGCUGGCAAAGAGAGCCGAUCUGAGAUCCCGGGUAGCUUGAUACAGUCGUUGCUGGAUUCGAUCGGUGACGAGAACCUUGUCGCCGAUGCAGCACUCAACUACCUCUCCGCCGGCCGUGAUACCGUUGCUCAAGCCUUGACUUGGACUCUGUACCUCCUUAUGAGGCAUCCCGACGUGGCAACUACGCUCCGCAAGUCGAUCCGGGGACUCGAAGGAUCCGGUCUCGCAGAGAACCUCACACCCAUCCAACUCCCCUACGCUUUGGCUGUGUUUUACGAAUCCCUCCGUCUCUACCCCCCCAUCCCGUUCGAGAUGAAGCAGGCCCAACAAGCAACCACGCUCCCUGACGGCACAGCCCUCCCCCGCAAUGCCAUCGUCGUCUGGAGCGCCUGGGCCAUGAACCGUUCUCGCGACACGUGGGGCCCGGACGCCGACGACUUCCGGCCGGAGCGGUGGCUGACGGAGGACGGCACCGGAGUGACGCAGCGCUCUGCUGCCGAGUUUCCCGUCUUCAACGGCGGGCCGCGGAUCUGUCUGGGUAAGCGCAUGGCCGAGUUGGUCGCGGUGCAGGUACUCGCUCGACUGGUGGAUGAGUUUGACUUUGUCCCAGCGUUUGAGGGCGAGAGGGUGAGUAAAAGCAGUUUAACAUUACCCAUGGAGGGUGGACUACCUGUGUAUGUACAAUGCAGGCAGAAGCAAUACGAGGCGGAUUAA
Molecule: messenger RNA, 1502 nt
Organism: Ilyonectria robusta
Lineage: Eukaryota; Fungi; Ascomycota; Sordariomycetes; Hypocreales; Nectriaceae
Product: cytochrome P450
Exons: 2
Coding region: 6-1502 (498 amino acids)
Molecular function (GO): heme binding; monooxygenase activity; oxidoreductase activity, acting on paired donors, with incorporation or reduction of molecular oxygen
Source: RefSeq, a predicted model, not a curated record